Messenger RNA from Pseudoliparis swirei, 7040 nucleotides. Its product is annotated as protein FAM184A-like. The record is from RefSeq and is a predicted model, not a curated record. Bases 28 to 3408 code for a protein of 1126 amino acids. NCBI's taxonomy places the organism in Eukaryota, Metazoa, Chordata, Actinopteri, Perciformes, Liparidae. The transcript is spliced from 24 exons.
CCCCCUCCUCGCCCCCCACCGUGAAAAAUGGCGACGGGGGCAGGCUGGCAGCCUCCGUACUCCAGCGCGAGCGGCAACACCAAAUACAGCGUCGCCCCCUCGCCGGCGUUCAGCAUGUUCUACGACGGGACGCUGACGCUGGAUUACAGCCAAGACCUGCACCUGAAGAUGAGCAAGAAGAUAGCGCAGCUGACCAAGGUGAUUUAUGCCCUCAACACCAAGAACGACGAACACGAGGACGAGAUCGAGUCUCUGAACGAAGCCCACGAGGACGAGGUCCAACACAUUGUGACCGAAACCAGAGACAAGAUCAUGCAGUACAAGAGUAAGAUGGUGGACGAGGCCGACCUGAGGCGGCGGCUGGCCAGUCUGGAAGAAUCUGUCGAGCUCCACGAACACAUGAAGAGACAGGCGUUAGCCGAGUUUGAGAUGUACAGACAGAGGAUGGAGGAUUCGCAGCUGUGCACCGAGGCCCAGCACACACAGAGGGUGGUCUCUAUGAGCAGAGAGGUGGAGGAGAUGCGUCGGGAUUUUGAGGAGAAGCUGCGGACGUUCAGCCAGACUCAGGCCCAGUUUGAGGCGGAUAAACGGCGAGUGCUGGAGGAGCUGAGGUCCACCUACCGCCAGGAGGUGGAGGAGCUCCUCAGCAACCAGCAGAACCACAGCGCCACCUCCACCGAAGACCAGGAGAAACUGGCCGAGCUCCACAGACAAGAGGUGGAGGCAUUGAUGGAGCGGGUGGAAGAGAUAACGAAGGAUAAGGUCCGUCUGGUGGAGGAGUACGAGGCCAAGCUGGGCAAGGCUCAGGAGUACUACGAGAGGGAGCUGGAGGCCAUGAGGAGAACACACCAGCUCACCACGGAGAACCUGCUGGCCUGGAAGAGGACCGAGGUGGAGCUUCGCAAGGAGUUCCAGGCUCAGGAGGCGGCGCUGCAGCGCUCGCUGUCCAAGCUGAGGAGCGAGCUCCAGAAAGCGCACGAGGAGGCCCGAGAGAACCGAGACAAGACCAACAGGCUGCAGACGUCGCUGGCCAAUGCAGAGGGAACCAUCAAGAACCUUCACAAGCAGCUGGAGGAGGCCAUCCAGGACGGAGAGAUCUGGGUGAUGCAGCUGAAGGACACGGAGUACGAGCUCGACGGCAGCAGGGAACGAGUUCAACAGCAGGCGACUGAAAUCCUCCAUAAAGGCAGUCAGAUCGGCUCCUUGCAGGCCACCCAGAUGUCCCACGACGCGACCAUCAGGAACCUGGACCAGGAGCAGAGCCGGCUGAAGGACAAGCUCAGCCGGCUGGAGGAGGAGAGGGAGGCUCUGCUCAACCAGAGCCAGUCCUCUAACGAACAGCACAAACAGCAAGUGCUGAAACAAGAACAGUCUCUGCGCGAGGAGCACCAGGGUUACGAGAAGGAGCUGUGCAGGCUGAGGGCACACUACGAGGAGGAGAUGCACCGCUUCAAGGAGGCGCAGGUCAGAGCGCUGGAGGAGUUGGAAGAGAAUCACCAGUCCAUGAGGGAGGAGGCCCAGAAGGAGGACGAGGACGAGAAGAGACUCCUCAUGGCGAAAAUGAGUCAGGAGUUUGAGAUCAAGCGUCUGUCGUUGGAGGAGCAGCGAGAUCGCCUCCAGCAUCAGCUCGACAACUUGAAAGAGGAGCUCUCGGCCAAGCUCAAUAUGGCCAAUCAGGAGGUGUCCCACCUGGAGGAGCUGGCGAGGGAGGGCGAGCAGAACAGGAGCUCGGCUCAGACGCAGAUCAGCUGCCUGAGGGAUACGCAGGAAAAACUCAAGAUCGAACUCGACGCCACUCGAGCCCGCGUCCGAGAGACCAGCAACCUGCUCACCGACCUACAGGAGGAGAUCGAGACCCAGCGGCAGCAGCACGACGCCAGAGUGAUCUCCAUCAGAACCGAAGAGAAACAGAAGAUGGACAAGAUGGCGGACGACUUGGACCAGAAGUGGAGAGAUGCACUGCGGGAGGAGGUGCGUCUGCUGAAGGAGGAGCUGACGGAGGAGUACGAGGCAGACAAACAGGCGGCGCAGACUCGGAUCUCCCAGCAGAAAGAACUGGAGAUGAUGGCGGCAAGAGAGGGCUGGCAGAGGAAGGUGGAAGACCUGCUGGAACAGAUCUCUCUAUUGAAACAGUCUCUGGAGCUGCAGUUGUCCCAGUCCCAGUCAGCCCUCCAGCAGCUGCAGUCUCAGUUCAACCAGGAGAGGGAGCUGCUGAGCCAACGGCUGAAAGAGCUGCAGAGGGAACAUCAGAGGCGAGAGCACCGGCUGCAGGAGGCUCACUGCUGCGCCCUGAGCACCAUGGAGGAGGCCAGGCAGCACCAGAUAAGGGCGCUGGAGGAGCGCCUGAAGCAGGAGCAGAGGGAGGAGGUCCACGCUCUGAAGGAGGCCCACAGGAGGACCUUCGACAUCCUGAGACAGCAGUCGGACCAGGAGCUCCAGACGCUGCGAUUUGAGCUGGAAGAUGAGGGGAAAGCCAAGCUGGCAUCUCUUCGUGCGGAGCUCAACCACCUCCACGCCUCGUCCAUCGAGCACCUGAAGCAGUUCCACCAUAAGGACAGCUCCUCCGUCAAACGAGAUCUCGAGAACGCGAUGGAGCACAGACACCAGCAGGAGCAGGAGCUCUUUGCUCGAAUCUCGGAGCUGCAAGCGGAGCUGUGUUCCCGUAGCAACCGCAUCACCGAUCUGGACCACGAGAUCCACUCUCUGAACGAGACCAUCGACACUCUGACCCGAGAGCUGGAGAUAAAGGGCAAAGAGGUGCUGCGCGUUCGCAGUGAAGCCAACCAUCAGAUAAGGGCCCACGAGCAAGACCUUUCAAAGAGGCACGAGAGGGAUCUGAGGGAGAUGAGUAUGGUCCACCACAGAGAAACACAGAUCCUGCUGGCGGACUUCAAGAAGGCCCAGGAGGUCCUCCGAGACAAGAUCACCGCGCUACAGAUACUGCUGCAGGGGACGGAGGAGAAGCUCCGAAACAGAGAGAGUCGACCAGAAGACCUGCGUGUUAUCGCGGAGCUCCGAGAGAUGGUCACCGAAAGAGAAGGUCUGGUGAAGAAGCUGGUGGACGACAAGAAGUUCUACCAGCUAGAGUUGGUCAACCGAGAGACGGGGUUCAACAAGGUCUUCAAUUCCAGCGCCAACGUCGGUGUGAUCAACCCUCUCAUCAAGCAUUCUUCUCCUACUCCUCCUUCUUCUCCUCAUCCUCCACUUCAUCCCAUGCCAAGCCUUGCUCUUCCUCAUGCUCCUCAUCCUCAGGAAUCCCUGGUGCAGCAUCAGGGCCUACAGAGCUUUAGGAGCCUUCCUGAGGCCAACGCCACGACGCCGUCAGACCCGAGAGUCACGGAGGCGGGAGAAGGCAAAGAGCACGUCGCGAAAGAGGAAGAGCUGUACGCCCAGUACUUCACUUUCUGAACAACAACAACAACAAUCUGUCUAAAAGAAUGAGGUAACGGGACAGAGAGCUAAAGUUGGACAGAAAUCACACCAUCAGUCAUGUGCGGCACGGAGAUGCCAGUGCGAUCGCAACCACGGGGCUUCCGUGCGCGGUGGGUACGGCGCGUGGCGCGGCUCGUCAUCACCACAGUGUGCACCGUAGCAGGAUAUAGAAACGCUUUUAUACCACGUGAAAAAACAAAACGUGACAUUUGUAUGAGCUGUGAAGCGGCGAGGGAUACGUUUGAUCUUUUUCUUCACUUAUGGAUUUGUCAUUUUGAGAAGCGCAGACCCUAAAUUUAAACUCUACAUGUUGGAGAGAAGUGUGGAGGUGUUGAAGAGGUUCCCUUGCAGCUCUUUAAGAGACCGGUGUGCAUUUUACUCUGAAGUUUAAACGUGUGGUUUCCUCACAGGGAUUAGAUCGCAUAUUAAGGAAGAGGAAGAAAAAAUCUAUGUAAUUGCUGCGAUUUACAAUUAAUUUCCCCCCCCAAACUUCCCCCGAGGUUUCUUAAAUUGCAGGAUCACACUGUUGUUCACUGGUAAAAGUUCAUUCUGUAACCUUUUAAGACACAAAAUCAAGAUCCUGUGUUAUUAGUCUCAACAAGAGACAGUUGAAAAGGAUAAAUAUGAUAUGUUACAACUUGGGUGUGACAGUAUUUGUCUUAUCAGUAGUAAUAACAGUGGGAACAUUUCUCAAAAGAAGACACACAAACACCCGGAAUAGUUACACUUAGUCGGAAGAGAACAUAAAGUUAAUAUUUUAAUAAAAGUAACAACAUUACCAUUGUUGUUGAUAUUAAAAGUGAAAAAUAAAAAGAUAGAAACCUCUGAAUAAAGUGGCGCGUUGGCUGAACUGAUUUCAGCUUUUACUUUGGUGUAAAAGUCUUCUGUCAUAACUGAUAGACACGUUGAGCUGAUCUGAAUUAUCCUUCAUGACCAUGAGGUCAUGUUCCCCCUUCUCCUCUCCGGCUCAUACAAAGAUGUCACAAAGCGCGUUGCAGAGACUAUAAAGUGUGACACUAGCAACUGUAUCUGAGGAGGGAAUGUUUUCAGCUACGUAUAAGAUGAGUCUCCUUCUUAAAGAUAUUUCUUUUAAUACAUCAACAUGUGUCUUACAAGCUGUAAUCCGACUGGAAGUGCUUUGAAAGUUGAGCCAGGAGAAGAAAAAAGAAAAGUGAUUUCUGCCUUGAUGCUGGCCUUCAGGUGGCUCAUGCUGUGUCUCCAUGUGUAAAUACACACACGCAUUCAAACGGGUCUUUGAGGAAGAAGACCGAGCCGUUGAUUGUGGUUGUUUUCGACAGAACACGACAACAACGACACCGGCGACACAAAAGAAAGAGGAACUUUAGCUCGCUGUCCCCAGUUGAUCGUGUACAUACGGUUCACGUUCCAAAGCCAUCUUGAAAACCUCUGAGCUCGCCGAGGGGCGGGGGGGCGCGCGUGAUUCGCGGUGGAAGGGAAUCAAGCGCCCGUGGUGGUUUUUUUUUAUUACUCCAGUAUUUCUAAUGUAACGAGCUACUGUUUUUUCUACGGUCUGUUUGUGCCGGUGGACACGAGGCCCGCCCACAGAGAGCUCCGUCAGCGGCGUGCAGGACCUUUCUUCUUUUCUUUCGUUACAAGCGAGGAGCUCACGUCGGUGACGGGGGUCUCUCGGCUGUGGGCCUCGGCCCAUGGGUCAGGCCAUAGAGCAUGUGAAAACAGAAACACCCUCAUAAUGCUGCUGUCACUCACUCGGUUUUUUAUUUUGGGUGCGCCUGUUUUUAUUUAUUUAUUAAUUUAUUUUUACUUGACUCGAAAGUUUACAUAGUUCUUGCGCUGCGUAAUGUACGGUCGCCAUCUGCCUGAGCGCGGCUGUGUUUAUGACUUCUCGAAAAGCGGACGGAGAGAGGGAGAACGGGGAGUUUACUUCCCUGUCAACAACAACAACACAAAUGUAGUUGCAUUACAUCAUGAAGUCGAGGGUCAUCUUCCAUAUCAACUGAUAAUGGUUCAGGAAGUGUUCGUCAUUUUUUAUUGUUUGAGUUCAUGGAUAACGCAGUAUAUCAGAUGUUCCUUAAUAAAAGAAUCCAACCGCAAAUAAUUUAAUAAAUUAUCAAUAAAUACUAAAAAAACGUAUUUAUUUAAUUAUAAAUAAAUUUAUAAAUAUAUAUUUAUUUAUAUAUAUAUAUAUAUAUAUAUAUUUAUAAAUAAAUAUAUAUUUAUAAAUAUAUAUUUAUUUUCCUAGUUAGAAGUACCAGUUUAUAUAUCAAUCUUCUCAUUUAAGAUAAUAUUUUGUCAUAUUUCUCCCAACAAUGCAACGCUUCCUGGAACCAGUUUUAACAUCAACUCAAUCAGACGCGUCUGUAUUUGCGUCACAUGGGAAAGUAUCUCAAUUGCCAAUGCUCUACUUGCGCCAUGAACGCAGCAUGAUGACAUCAAAGCUUCAGUUACGCUGAAUGUCAUCAUGGCUGAUGCAGCAUAUUCAAUGCUUUAUUGUGAAUAUAGGUGAUUAUUUCAACUCUGGGGAUGAAUUUGGUGUGUUUCCACACGAAUAUAGUGAAAUUGUGUAUGUUAUAUACAAUUAAGAGAAUACUACAGAUCCAAAUGUGACAGAAGGGCAAUUACAAAUCCUCCGGCUGCUUCAGCACAACGGACAGCGACAUGGAUUCAUCAACAUCUGACAGGCGGCUGAUGGAGAAACGGGCGUAGCCACAGAUUGUAACCUCAGAUAAAGGAUCAACGAGUCCAGCAGAAGAACGCCACCCUCGAUUUAUUUACUGAAAUCAAUAAAAUCAGACACGUGGAUUGACAAGUUCAAGUAACUUAAAAAGUGUGUUAAAUAGCCUGCAAUAAUUAAUUGUCAUCCUUGUUUACGCCAGUUGAGAAAACAAUCUCACCCACGAGGUCUGUCACAUGGUCUUCCUCAGCGGAGGGAGUCUGAUGAACACGUGUCCACUCCUCCCUCUUCUUCGCACUUUAAGGACUUCUAUUAUAUUGGGUCAUUCUUGAUUUUUGGGAACGGCAGUUGAGAAAACAAUCUUACCCACGAGGUCCGUUUAGCAGAGCUUUCUAAUCAUGAUCUGAUGUGUUGAUGAGGGAACGGCUCCUAAAUGGACUGUGUGGUGAGAUUGUGUAUUAUGAAUGAAUAAACACCGUCAGGAAAUGGAGAACAUUUGGGGUUUUUUACAAAAUUGUUCCCAUUCGUGUCUGUACUGUUUAAAAGUUCAAAUCAUGUUUAUUGUGGCCGCGAGCAGAACUGCAGUCACAUGACCUCCGUCCGGCGUUACUCCGAGGUUCACGAAAGUCUUUUUGCAACCUUUUCAAGAUGAACUGUUUCUCAACACCCGACAGAAGAAAGUUGUGGAAUUAUUAUUGUUUUUAAACCUCAAUGAACCACUGAAAAUGCAGCUCAUUCAAACGCAUAACGUGUCGGUUUAUUUAUUUUUUUUAAAUGUGAAAGUGAUUUGACGUCACUCUUGUUACUUAUCAUUUUAUGAUGUCUGUCUUGCCAUUUUUAAAGUGAAAUAAAUAUAUAUAUAUAUAUAUAUAUAACAAUUAUAGCUAAAAAAAUAUUUAUUUAUAUAAUUUCUGUUGUAUGUUAUGGAACAGUAAAAUUAUGAUUGUGAGAUAAA